UUUUUGUAUAACACGCUACUAUUGAGGGAUCUUUAUCUUCUCAAGGCCUUUCCGCGUACUCGAUUAUAGAGUCCUUCUUAUGACUCUCAGUGAGCCUUCAUUCAAAACCAAAGAUGAAGCUAAAGACUUCUUGAAGUGUUUGUUCGAUCAAGAACUUACUGUCCACGUAUCAGAUGGUCGAAGAUAUAUUGGAAGCUUUUGGUGCACAGAUAAUGUUGGAAAUAUUGUAAUGGGUUCGUGUACAGAGUAUCCGGCACCUGAUUCAGCAUCCGACAAUUCGCUAAGAGAUUUAACCACUGUUGUUAUCCCUGGACAGCACAUAAUAAAAAUUGAAUGUGAUAGUCGUUUGCUAGCAAAUUGAUUUUUUUAAUAUAAAACUUUUAACUCAUUUACUCCCCUUCUGUUCUGCUGUCCUGUUAAUUUUUAUUUUUCAUAUAGUGAUUUUUAUUUUAGUUCUCUUAUUAGUGUUUAAAGGUGAAUGAUACAAAGUUAGUAAAUAAAGCAUCAUUAGAUACGUUGAAUCUAUGUACUUACCAAAGAGGGAAAGAAGGAUGAUUAAAAAAAUAAUUUGUGUUGUUUCUGCAUAUUGGUUUAUUUCCAUUUCCUUGGUAUUUAUAAACAAAUGGUUAUUGAGUGAUAAGUCUGUAUCGGUAAGUACUCAACAUCGCUGGUUAAUAAUAAACAAAAAUUACUUAAUCAGCUAAAUGCACCGAUAUUUAUAACUUGGUUUCAAUGUGCAGUUACAGCAUUUCUAUGUUAUUUAACAUCGUAUCUAGCUAUGCUGUUACCUAGUCAUGUGAAGUUUCCACAGUUGAACUUUUCUUUUAAAACGUCAAUUGAAGUAGGCGACACGUUACUAAUAAAUUAUUUUUCAGAUCUUGCCACUGUCUAUAAUAUUUGUUUCAAUGGUCUGCUUUAACAACCUAUGCCUGAAGUACUUGAGUGUUUCGUUUUAUUUUUUAGCACGAUCACUAACUACAAUCUUCAACGUUAUAUUUACUUAUUUACUGCUAAAUACGAAAACUUCAACAAAGGCAUUGAUUUGUUGUGCUGCCAUAAUUGUUGGAUAUUGUGCUGGAGUAAUUGUUGAGGGUAAUUUAGGUUCUUUAAGUUGGAUUGGAUUAGUGUUUGGUAUUGCAUCUAGCAUUACUUGUGCAUUAAAUUCUAUCUACACAGCAAAGUGUUUACCAAAAGUGGAAGGGAGUGUAUGGAGACUUACAUUUUACAAUAAUCUUAAUUCACUUUUUUUAUCAAUCCCUAUUAUUGGCUUAUUGGAAUAUCAACCAAUUAAGGAACAUUUUUUUCAUACUAGUGCUUAUUUCUGGUUUAUUAUGGUAAUUAGUGGAAUAUUUGGAUUUGCUAUUGGUUACAUCAGUACACUACAAAUUCAAGUGACCAGUCCAUUAACUCAUAAUGUUUCUGGUACUGCUAAGGCAGCUGCACAGACAGUACUAGCUGUGAUAAUUUAUCACGAAAUCAAAUCAAUUUCAUGGUGGCUUAGUAAUAUUGUUGUUUUAGGCGGAUCAGCAGUUUAUGCAGCUGUUCGACAUAUAGAACAUGAACAAAAAUCUAAAGGAUCAAUGAAUUUUAAUCGAAAUGAUAAUUAUUUUACUAGUGUGGUUGUUGUUGGUAGUGAUGAUAAAGAUGUUGAUGAUGCCAAACAUGGUCUUCUCAAUUUUGUGAAUAAUGACAAUCGUAAUGAUGAAGAUGAUUUAUAUGAUAAGAACCGUGUAUUAUCUUCAUCUAAAGAUUCAUUAGUUUCAUAAUUUCUUGGUAUUCUCUUGUAUUUUGUCUUUUUUUUUGUAAAGGGAUUACAUUUUUUUGCUCUCUAUGGGCUGCUUAAUAACUUGAUUUCACUGUGAUAUGAAAUAAAUGUUUAGAUUCAGUAGAA
Schistosoma curassoni is the source of this 1891-nucleotide messenger RNA. NCBI's taxonomy places the organism in Eukaryota, Metazoa, Platyhelminthes, Trematoda, Strigeidida, Schistosomatidae. The record is from the annotation of a GenBank genome assembly.